AUGGCCGUCUUCUUUAUCCACGCUAUCAGCCACGAGUCGGGUACGAUUGAUAUAUCACACAGAGUUGUUGUUACAGGUGUGGCUGUCUUCCUGGGCAUCCCGCUUGGGGCAGCGAUUAUCACCCGAUUUGUUGUUCGUAAGUUCGCCGGCGCCGAUUGGUACCAGCAAACUUUCCUCAGAUAUCUCGCACCUUGGUCUCUUAUAGGUCUACUCUACACCAUCCCUGUUCUAUUCGCAUCCCAAGGCAGACAAGUUGUUCACCAGAUUGUGUCGGUCGUCCGAGUGGCUGCGCCACUGAUUACAUAUUUCGUGCUCAUCUUCUUCGUCACUUUAUGGAUCAGUAGACUGCUCGACUUCCGGUUCCCCAUGGUGGUUACGCAGAGCUUUACUGCUGAUAGCAAUAACUUCGAGUUAGCUAUCGCCGUGGGGGUCGCGACCUUUGGCGCCAACAGCGACCAAGCCCUGGUAUCCACCGUUGGUCCACUCAUCGACGUCCCAGUUUUGGUAGGCUUGGUGUACGCCGUUCGCUGGAUGGCCAACAGAUGGGGUUGGAAUUAA
Fusarium musae is the source of this 558-nucleotide messenger RNA. RefSeq lists its product as uncharacterized. Lineage: Eukaryota; Fungi; Ascomycota; Sordariomycetes; Hypocreales; Nectriaceae. The record is from RefSeq and is a predicted model, not a curated record. The coding region runs from base 1 to 558 and encodes 185 amino acids. The transcript has a single exon. Gene Ontology annotation, biological process: antimonite transmembrane transport; arsenite transport. Gene Ontology annotation, molecular function: antimonite transmembrane transporter activity; antiporter activity; arsenite transmembrane transporter activity. Gene Ontology annotation, cellular component: plasma membrane.